Vespula pensylvanica (western yellowjacket) is the source of this 2156-nucleotide messenger RNA. RefSeq names its product proton-coupled amino acid transporter-like protein pathetic. The transcript has 8 exons. Bases 764 to 2146 code for a protein of 460 amino acids. NCBI's taxonomy places the organism in Eukaryota, Metazoa, Arthropoda, Insecta, Hymenoptera, Vespidae. The record is from RefSeq and is a predicted model, not a curated record. Gene Ontology annotation, biological process: amino acid transmembrane transport. Gene Ontology annotation, molecular function: amino acid transmembrane transporter activity. Gene Ontology annotation, cellular component: vacuolar membrane.
UCUCUCUCUCUCUCUCUCUCUCUCUCUCUCUCUCUCUCUCUCUCUUUUAUCCUCUCUUGUAUCUAUUUCCGAAUAAAAACGAGAAGAACGACGAAUUUUAUUCUUGAAAUCUCUCGUGACUCUUUUACGAGUAUCUGUCGUGUCGAAGAUAGGAUAAAAGUUUUGAGUAAGAUCGGGUCACGUGAGCCCCACCUAUUACACCUGUUGCAUCGAAACGAAGAUCAACGAUUUUGUGGUCCUACCAAUAUCGAGAUACUACUGCUGUUGUUGCUACUACUACUACUACUACUACUACACUACUACUACUGUUGCUGCUGCUGCUGCUGCUGCUGCUGUUACUGCUGUACUACUAUUACUACGUUACUAUUACUACGUUUUACUACGACAAAGAACGGUGACUCUGUUACGUCGUAACUGCAUCAACGGUGCUUUCUCUCGUGCGUCAUCGUGAACGAGCGAGAACGUUGCCCCGUUCACAACCCUUCAUUUCGAGAGAUCGAUAUCAACGAAAGAAAAAGAAAAAGGAAAUGCGGAGGAAAAGAUUAUUCGACGAAUUAUCUAACGAUUAAUAAAUCUACGUAGAUAUCGAUUGAUAUUCGAUUAAUUUAAAUAAAUAAAAUAUAGAUAUUCUUCGAUACUUUCAAUCGAUCCCGAUCGAUAGAAUUCAACGGGGAAAAUAAUUUUGAUAUUUCGAUUUAUUAUAAGAGAAGAAAUUUAUUUUCGUAUCUCGCAGCAUCUGUGAUACAUACAACAUACAAUCAUCAUGGGUAAAAUGGAAAAGGAAGCAGAAUCCAACUCGAUGAAGGAUUUUAACAGCAGCACGAAGAUCGCAGCGAUUUCGGUCGGCGAUUACAACGAAAAAGAUGAGUUUUACGAUCCUUUCGAAAACAGAGACAAGAAGCACACCAAUUCCGAUUUAGGUUCGUUGGCUCAUCUUUUGAAAUCUUCGCUUGGUACCGGCAUUUUGGCCAUGCCUAAUGCCAUAAGAAACGGAGGUUUGAUAAUCGGUGGAUUAGGGACGAUAAUCAUCGGUAUGAUAUGUGCUCAUUGCGUUCACAUAUUGGUACGUUCGUCUCAUAUACUCUGCAAACGUACGAAAACACCAAAGAUGACUUAUGCUGAAACAGCCUAUGCUGCUUUUCUCUGUGGACCUAAAAUUUUAAAACCUUGGGCUAAUGCAAGUAAAAUAUUUGUAAACACGGCACUUUGCGCGACCUACAUUGGUGGUGCAUGCGUUUACAUCGUAUUCAUUGCUACAACGAUCCAUCAGAUUGCCGAGUAUUAUAACGGGCACAAUACAAUAAACAAAGGUUCUUUGAUGCUAGCAUUGAUACCAGCAGUGAUUUUAUUAGGACAAAUACGAAAUUUGAAAUACAUGGUACCAUUUUCAAUGGUGGCGAACGUCAGCAUGAUGGUUGGUUUCUCGGUUACGUUAUAUUAUAUUUUCAAAGACCUUCAACCUAUUCAAAACGUCAACAUGUUUUCGGAAACGGAACAAUUACCAAUUUUCUUCGCUACUGUUGUAUUUGCCAUUGAAGGAAUCGGUGUGGUAAUGCCAGUGGAGAACAGUAUGAAAACACCACAACAUUUUCUCGGUUGUCCUGGUGUACUCAACAUAACUAUGACAAUCGUUGUCAGUCUUUAUGCGAUAAUAGGUAUAUUCGGUUAUCUAGCAUAUGGAGAGAAUACAAAGGCGACGGUCACGUUAAAUAUACCAGUUCAGGACAUUUUGGGACAAGUGGUGAAACUUUUGAUCGGAUUGGCUGUACUGUUCACAUACGGAUUACAAUUAUUCGUACCGUUGGAUAUAAUGUGGAGUGCAAUUAGAACGAAAUUCAGUCACAAGUACGAAGCCGUUGGUGAAACGACUUUGAGGGCUGUCAUCGUUUUAUUGACAGUCGGUGUAGCUGUAGGCGUGCAAGAAUUAGAGCCAUUCAUUUCUCUGGUAGGUGCAAUAUUUUUUUCCAUUCUCGGCAUCAGCAUACCCGUUACGGUCGAGACAAUUUCAUGCUGGGACGGACAUUUGGGUACCUUCAAGUGGAGACUUAUUAAAAAUGUUAUAUUACUUAUUUUCUCAAUGAUGGCAUUGAUAUUUGGUUCGUGGAUAUCGAUAAAAGAUAUCAUCAAAGUCUAUAAUAAGAAAUAAUUUACAACUA